UGCGUCCCAAAUCCUAAUCAAUCUGAUUAGGUGAAUAAUCCCCUGUUUAUCAAAUUCGAACCCAUCAUCAUCAUUGGCAUAAAGGUAAUAUCAAUGAAUUGUACAACUACAAUAAAUGCUUCUGACUUCUGGGUUACGCUCCGAACCACCAAAGAUUCCAGCUUUCACAGCACAAAUCUCAAUAAAAACCCAAAAAGAAAACAACAACAAAACUGCGUGACAAGAAAGAUCCAAACACAAUGUCUCAAUCCAGACUCUUCAUCUUCUUCUUCAAGGCCUUCCUUUAUCUGGAACUUGUUCUCCCAAUCUGCCAUGGCCUACCUCUUGCGGACCUCAAUUUGCUGGAGCAUAGUGAAGUGUCUUCUGACAUAAUGGCGAAAAAGAGGGUUUGCACAGGAAGCAUUGAGGAAUGCUUUAGCUUGAGAGAAACUGAGACGACGACGAUGGAUUCUGAGAGCAAUAGAAGAAUUCUGGCAAUGCAGAAGAAGUUUAUCAGUUACGAUACUCUCAGGAGAGACAUGGUUCCUUGUGACAGACCUGGAGCUUCAUACUAUAAUUGUCAUGCCAAACCAGCAAAUCCCUAUCAAAGAGGCUGUGAGAUAAUCACUACAUGUGCUAGAGAUUUUAGAUCAAUUUUUUCUGGAACUGCGACAAAAACGCUGAACAGGGUCUUGACCGGAUCUUGUGUUGUAGUACUAUCAUAGUUGAAUCUGGUGAUCACUUCAAUCUGAAUAUUGAAGAAACUCAUAUUUCAUAGAUUUGUAAGAUCAAAACCUGAGAAUGAAUGUAAUUUUAGGUGACGAUCGAAGUCUAUAUAUCCAUCAUGCAACUCUUCAAUUGUCUGACAAGAGUAGUCCUGAAUCCCAUCCUUUGCUUUUCUAUGUUAUAAUUCUAUGUUAAGAGAUUAAUAUGUACUAGACUCCAUCUAAUUACUCCUAUAUAUGUCCAGUUAUGUUACCUAUUGAAUUAUGAAUUUGUCCUAGCUAGUCUAAGAAGUACAGAAACAAACAGAAGACAUGGAUAUGAGAAACCAGUGAGUACUUUUUCC
This is a messenger RNA of Prosopis cineraria, 1048 nucleotides long. RefSeq names its product protein RALF-like 33. The record is from RefSeq and is a predicted model, not a curated record. Bases 240 to 704 code for a protein of 154 amino acids. NCBI's taxonomy places the organism in Eukaryota, Viridiplantae, Streptophyta, Magnoliopsida, Fabales, Fabaceae. The transcript is spliced from 2 exons.